Messenger RNA from Fusarium odoratissimum NRRL 54006, 4083 nucleotides. RefSeq names its product AGC/PKA protein kinase. Gene Ontology annotation, cellular component: cAMP-dependent protein kinase complex; nucleus. Gene Ontology annotation, molecular function: ATP binding; cAMP-dependent protein kinase activity. Gene Ontology annotation, biological process: peptidyl-serine phosphorylation. NCBI's taxonomy places the organism in Eukaryota, Fungi, Ascomycota, Sordariomycetes, Hypocreales, Nectriaceae. The record is from RefSeq and is a predicted model, not a curated record. The transcript is spliced from 3 exons. The coding region runs from base 1846 to 3159 and encodes 437 amino acids.
GUUUCAUCGGCUCUUUGCCGUACUCCAUUGUGCUGUGUUGUUUUUCUUUUCGCUGUAGCUUCUGAUGUCAGCUUUUGAAACACCCAAUAACCGAUCAGAUCCUACUUGUGUCUUUUGUCUUUGCUGAGCAAUCGAGAAUCUCUCUCCCUUCCAUUCCAAUCCGAUCUAGUGAGAUCCCUCUCAUACAGGGCGCCAACCCUCUCAGCUGCCUCGACUUUUCCUCACCCAGCUCACCUUGUUUGGAUCUACUCAUUUGGAUUUGAUCUUCUACAUAUUUCAUGUGCAUCUCCAUCAUCGUCAUCGUCAACAUCAAUCAAUCCUACCUUAUUGCCUGACUCAAUUGUCGUCACUCGUGUACUAUCCGGUCUUUUUGCACUCUAUCAUACGUCUCGCCGAGUACUCGCUGCUCUUUGCCCUCGGUAUUUCCACUUUUACCCAAGUCUCUACUAAAACCAUCGACAUCAUUGCAUUGCUCUUUAUGCUCUGACCCAACCCGUGUCAUUCUCGCUAUACUCACGGAUGCUACGAGCUACUAUAUGCUAGACUUGCAGAUCAGCCAACCAAUUGCCGCUAAAGAGAUCUCGUCUUGACAAGCUGGCGCCUCGUUCUGGACACGAACGGACACAAAGCACCGCAAGCGAGCUCACAAGAGCGAAGAAACCCGCAGCAACAACAACUCGCGACAUCAUCUGUGCCUAUCAGUAUCAGCUCCCCCUUGUGUGCAAUCGUUGAUCCGAUCAUAAAAGAGGGGCAACUUUCGUUGUGGGCGAAGCUCCAACUACUACAUCAUCACCAGCCUGCUUAAACCUUGUACUGUUACUAGCUUGCUUAAGGUACCUUGUCCUGGCUUGCCCUGCCUUCACAAUCAUUCAUAUCCCCAUCGUCUUGUGCGAAGAUUUUGAUCACUCACAAUUAGACGGGCUCAGUUUUGGCUUGGCUGUUUAAACGGUGAAAAACCAAAACCAAAACCAAAAGCAUCGUCCAACGUACGGAAAUUCUCAAACGAGGGAUCUUUGGCUAUUCGUAUCCUAUCCCUCCACCUUUGCCAGCCACCAGAGAGAGCCAAGGAAUAGUAUCAGCCAUCCAAUUGCCGGCCUCGGGUGGAAUGCGCCAAGAGUCCAAAUCCUUUGUUCACUUACGAAACCAAAAAGAAAAAAUAAACAAAGCCCAGGUUCUCACCACCGAGCAUUGUCUUUAUUCUCCCUGUCCUAUCCAUGCAUGCUUGUUAAGCCUAUAGCUCUGGAUACCGUUGUUUGUCUAACAUCUGAGCGAGCUGAAAGAGAGCUCCCCCACAGAAAGACAGGCCGGUCUUGAACAGACCAGACCAGACCAGACCAGCACGUCAGUCUCCAGCCUCUCCCCACUAUUACGUUGCUGUACCUGAACUUGAAAGAGCUGCAAUUGCAAGGUUAGCUCGGGCUAGUAGGUUGCACCAGGCGAGCUCACUGACCUCCUGCUGGUCCAGGAGAAGCAAACGUGCUCCAAUCCUUCCAACUUUGCUGUCUCAUCCAUCUGUCCCUCUCUAUUAUCUCUCUGUAUCUGCCGUCCCGUUGUCAAUCAAUCGGAGAGCUCUCAGUAAGGCAUAAUUCAACCGGAUAUCCCACAAUUGGAUCCAUCCACAUCCACCACAAGCCCACCACAAACCAAGCUGAGAAGCUGGGCUGGGUAAACUGACCUGUUCCGUUCCGUUCGAUCGAUCUGCAGAGAGUGUUUCCUCAUCUUUGGGUCCAUUCUACCGCAACCACCACCACUCCUACACACUACCUACCUACCUAUCUCAUCCCCUCCCCGCUUCUCUUGCAAUUCUCUCCCCCUCUCUUCCUGUCGUCACACUAUUACUACCCUAUGCCUUCACUGGGGUUUCUCAAGAAAAAGCGGACCAGAGAGGGCAACUCUGACCCUUCUGCCUCAAGUCCAACUAGUCCAGUUACUCCUACCACUUCCAGGUCCAAGUCCAUCUCUAAAGCUUUUCACCUGCCUCGAACAAGCAGGCAAUCCACCUCAGCCCCAAGUGCUCAACCAACCAACGGCCAGAACCAGCAACAACAGCAGCAGCCCGACCGGAUUCAGGAAGGUGCCGUGUCUCAAUCGAAUCAAUCCUCUGCGCCGAAUGAGCAGACGACAGGAGCUACCGACGGACAGCAACAAGAAGAUAUGAGCGCAAUUAACCUCCAUCAACCCUCAUACGGUGCGGGCAGUCCUAUGAAUCACGAUCAUCAGAACCUACCUAGCAUCAACAACCUCAUCAACCCGCCCCAGCAACAGCAGCAGCACAAUGCCCAGGGUAAUUCCUACAACAACGGCCAGACCAACCCGCAGUACCUAGCCGCCACGAUAGAUAGCCAUCGACCGCAGACCGUCAGUCCCGGAACCGAUCCCGCAGCCCUACAACAGCAGCAGCAACAGGCUCUGCCACAGCCCAGUAUGCCUCCGCAACAGCAACAGUCGCAGGCGCAGCAACAACACCAGCAGCCAUCUCAGCAGUUCCAACAACAGCAGAACCAGAGCCAGAAUCAAGCGCAACAGCACCAGCAGUACCAACACCAGCCGCACCACCAACAGAACGCUAGCACUGGUUCAGUCAUGCGCGUAACAAAGGGAAAAUACUCGUUGGGUGACUUCGAUAUCUUGAGGACGCUUGGAACUGGUAGCUUCGGCCGAGUACAUUUAGUCCAAUCGAAGCACAACCAGCGUUUCUAUGCGGUCAAGGUGCUCAAGAAGGCCCAGGUGGUCAAAAUGAAGCAAGUCGAACAUACCAAUGACGAACGUCGCAUGCUAGCUGACGUCAAGCACCCUUUCCUUAUUACCCUCUGGGGCACGUUCCAGGACCCGAAGAACCUCUACAUGGUGAUGGAUUUCGUUGAAGGUGGAGAGCUGUUUUCACUUCUGAGGAAGUCGGGACGUUUCCCUAACCCCGUUGCCAAAUUCUACGCCGCGGAGGUCACUUUAGCUUUGGAAUACCUCCAUUCAAAGAACAUUAUAUACCGUGAUCUCAAGCCAGAAAAUUUGCUACUCGAUCGACAUGGCCAUCUUAAGAUCACAGAUUUCGGUUUCGCGAAGCGCGUGCCUGACAAGACAUGGACUCUGUGUGGUACACCGGAUUACCUAGCUCCUGAAGUGGUCUCUAACAAAGGCUACAACAAAUCCGUGGAUUGGUGAGUUCUUGCAACUGGCGAUGGAACAGAAAUGGACUAACAUGUUGGCGUACCAGGUGGUCCUUGGGUAUUCUGAUAUACGAAAUGCUUUGCGGUUACACCCCCUUCUGGGAUAGCGGAUCUCCCAUGAAGAUAUACGAAAACAUUCUCAAGGGCAAAGUUAAAUAUCCGGCAUACGUCAACGCGGACGCUCAAAAUCUUCUUGAGCGUCUCAUCACAGCCGACCUCACAAAGCGAUUAGGUAACCUCUAUGGAGGCCCAGAUGACGUGAAGACCCAUCCUUGGUUCGCUGAAGUCACCUGGGAUCGAUUAGCCAGGAAGGACAUUGACGCACCUUACACGCCACCAGUCAAGGCGGGUGCCGGAGACGCGAGUCAAUUCGAUCGUUACCCUGAGGAUCCCGAGAAGUACGGGGUGGUUACGGCACCAGAUGAAUACGGUCACAUGUUUACGGAGUUUUAAGAAAGUGCUUGAGAGCGAGUAAUGGAUGCACUUGUAUGAUUAGGUUGGAAACAAACCUCUCUUGGUGCAGUCAACUUUGGGUGGGCGUUCAUGCUGUGCGCUUUACUCUUGGAUAUGAGAUGCUGGAACUGUUUUAUUUGUCGUUGGUUCAUGUUUCACGCAAUUGCAGGAAUGGGGUGAUGAAAAAGAAGGCUCCCGGGAAUCUCUGGUUGGAGAGUUGGUUGGCUGUUGGUUGACGAGCUCAGGUUGGAAAGCCAGGUGAACAUAUCCUAUGCAAGUAACCCAGGCCACAGAAUAGCCUUGAACGAAUAUCCGUACUACGGCAUCCUUAUACUCAGGUACCCAGAACAUGUCUAGUUCGUCUUGGCGACCAAUUGAUGAACAUGCGCAAUUCCAUCGAUAUCUUCAGUCUAUCAACGUUGCUAUGACGUUUCCUUCUCAAUUCUUGUCAGAUAGAAACCCCAGC